GGACAACGUCAUCGCUUCCAGUUAACUUCCUCUAUUUAAAAGAUGCUCUUGCACAUCUCAGCAUCAAAGCCUCGCUGUGUGACCCGGGAGGGAGUAUGUGACACUGACAGAGAGUGAGAGCAUCAAUCCGGGGGAACACAAACAUGGUUGCGGCUGUCGUUCUGCUGUGUGCUGUGUGGCUGCUCUGCUCUGAUGGGGUGGCACCGCAGCAUCAGGCCUGCCUGCCAAGUCCUGAGGUGGCGUGUUUUGUACCUGCGGACUAUCUGAAUGCAUCUGGUUCAGUCAGCGUUGAGAUGUCUGUCGGUCAGAAACUCAUCAUCUCCCUGCAGCACUUCUCCGAACACCCUGUUUGCCACUGGAUCCGAGCAGCAGACCCAGUAAUCACAGUAAACGGGAGUGAUUCCAUGGUCCUACCAACGUAUUCUGAGGCCUAUUCAGGGGAGUGCACACUGAGAUGUGAAACAAGCGAUGGGGCUGGUUCCUCGAUGAACGUGGCUCUGAAAGUGAUGAUGAAACGUCCCUCAAAACCAAAGCUGACCAUUCAAAAAGAUGGACGCAAUCAAAACUCCCCUUCUUUGACAUGCAUCUCUGAGGGCUCCCCAGAGCUCACUCUUGAAUGGUCUGGAGGAGAAGGUAGAGUGGUUUCUGCAAACAGUCGACCUGCAAGAAGCUCUUUAUCCACCACUCAAUAUUCUGAGAAAGGAGUGAUGUGCUGUGCCACUAACGCUGCAGGACAAGAAUGCUCCCAACUCUAUGACUACGACCUUGACAGAGACUUUAUGAAAGAUUAUGAGGUUUCUAAUGUGACCGUGAGCCCUGGUGAGCCUUUACUCCUUCGCUGUCGAGCAAAACACCCGUCUAUGAGGUUGAAACUUGGGUGGGAAAAGGACGGAAGAAAAUUAGACAUUGAAACAUAUGGAUGCUCUUCAAAUGUCAAGAACGAGAUCUGCAUUAAAUCUGACUCUCAUGAAGGAAGUUCGAUGUACUACCUGUUUUUCGAAUCAGUUGGCCUGGACCAUAGUGGCACAUAUACCUGCAGGACACCACACAAAAAAACAAAGUCUGUCAACAUUCACGUCCAAGCUGAGGGUUUCCUCUCCGUCCAGCUGAAUAAGAGCAAGAUCAUCCACGCUCACAACGCCUCCAGAUCCUGUCUGCAGGCCAGUGUUUCCUACCACCCUGUGCUGCAACACUGCUCCUGGGAGACUCCUGAUAAAGAAAUGAUCCAAUGCCAAAUGAAAACUUGGGUUACAAAACAAAGGACUGUGAUGCUAUGUGAUACCCUCAAAUCAGGGCAUUAUAAACUGCACCUGGAAGCUGGAGGAGUAAAAGAAACAAAGACUAUUUCAGUGUGUGUUGUAGACCCGCCAAAGUUAAGAUUCAGGAUUGACAACAACUAUGACAACUUGACCUUUGAGACUGAGACUCUUGUGCCAGCAAACUAUACCUGGAAGUCUUGUGUGAUGUCCAACGACAGCAGUGAAACAGAGUUUAACUGGAACGAGAUCCCUGAAGGCUCUCACACAGACUCUGACGUCUCAUGUCAGAAGACGAUCAGGAGCUCUCUGAGCAGAAGUCUAGUGAAUGGACACUGCGUACAGUUCUGCCUGACAAACUCAGUCGGCUCCUGGUGCGAAACGCAAUACUUAAUAACGGACCAUACACGAAUGUCCCCCAUAGCUGCUCUAGAUCUUGAUAACAAAACCAUAUUGUUGCUGAAAGUUGGCAGCUUGCUUCUGGUGCUGGCUUUGACAGUAGUUGUCGUGGCGCUCAUAUACUUUGUCAAAAAGAAGAAACCUAAGUACCAGUCUCAGCUUCAGAUGAUCCAGAUGGUUGGACCCAAUGACAAUGAUUACAUCUACAUUAACUUCAAGGAAUUUGGUUACGACAAGCAAUGGGAGUUCCCCAGGGAGAACCUGGAACUGGGUCCAGAACUGGGCUCGGGGGCUUUUGGCAUGGUGGUCCAGGCUACGGCUUACGGCAUCCACAAGCCUGGAGUCUCACAGCAGGUGGCCGUCAAGAUGCUUAAAGAGAAACACCAGACGGUGGAGAAAGAGGCCCUGAUGUCCGAGCUGAAGAUGCUGACUCACAUCGGUCAACACGCAAACAUUGUGAACCUGCUCGGGGCAUGCACAGACUCAGGACCCACAUACCUGAUUUUCCAGUACUGCUGUUAUGGAGAUAUGCUGAACUACCUGAAGACCCACAGAGAGCUCUACCACAAGUCUGUCACCGACGCUUUCACCAAGGACCGAUUCAGCAGCAUUUACCACAACCUGCGGCACAAGAACAGCUCUAGUGAGGGAGACAAAGCAGUGGAUAAUUACGUGCCCAUGCACAGCUCUAUCACCAGAGGGCAGGAGGACAUCGCCCUGCUCCCCAUCAACCCCGGCGACAUGGACAGUAUUGAAGACCCUUUGAUGUAUGAAGACCUGAAUGAUCUGAUUGAGGACACGCAGACUCUGACCUUCAACGACCUGCUCAGCUUUGCCUUCCAGGUGGCCAAAGGCAUGGAGUUCCUCUCCUCCAAGAAUUGCAUCCAUCGAGACCUGGCGGCCCGUAACGUGCUGGUGACGAAGGGCAGACUGGUGAAGAUUGGCGACUUCGGACUGGCUCGGGACAUCGACAACGACUCCAACUACGUCGUGAGAGGAAAUGUACGUCAGACAUUUACAUCGCAGCAUUUAUUGGUUGUAUUAGUUUUAUCCCUUCUCACACAUUUAAUGGGUGAACUGGCCUUGCAGGUGCGUUUGCCAGUGAAGUGGAUGGCACCAGAGAGCACCUUCCAGGGCAUCUACACCAUGAAGAGUGACGUCUGGGCUUAUGGCAUCCUGCUCUGGGAGAUCUUCUCACUUGGUGUUACUCCGUACCCGGGCAUGAAGGUGGACCACACGUUCUAUUCGAUGAUCGAGAGAGGAUUUAAGAUGGAGUGUCCUUACUACGCCAACGACUCUGUGUACGGGAUGAUGUGUAAGUGUUGGGCUCUGGAUCCCUGCGACCGGCCAACUUUCUCCAAACUGGUGUCCUUCGUGUGUGACCAGCUGACAGUCAGAGAGGAGCAGCUGUACCAUAACUUUCCCGACCAGACAUCCAGCGACUACCAGAACGCCUCGACCAUUUUGGACAUUUCUGCCUUGUCACAACAAAACGAGAACAAGGCGGCCAACAAUUACUGUCAAACCCACACCACUGAAGAAAGCAAAGCAGAAGUGUCCGACUCUGAGGCCGCAGAGGAGAAGCUGAAGACCUCUGAGGCAGACUGAUAACCUUUCACUGGAUGCACUGGAGAAAAACACGCAUUAAAUAUUCAGACUUUGGUAUUUUUCUCAUAGUAUCUCAAGAUAACUGGAGAAUGCACUUGCUUUAUACCCUUUUAUUAUAUCAUCACAAAAUAAGAUUUUAUGAAAUGUGGCCUGAAUAUAAAAACGUUGUUGAAUAUUGUUCAGAUGUGCAGCUAAAAUUAGAAACUGUUUCAAUGAUACAAAUUCUCAGGACUGUAGGCAUGUUAAAGAUGGAGUUGUUAUUUUUCACGCAUGCAUGCUGUAGCAACUGUUUGGUUUUACAUUUGAUCAUUAUGACAUGUAUUUGUAUGCUAUGGUUACAAUUAUGUGUGUGUUUUUUUUUAUACUAUGUCAGCAGCUAUUACUUAAACCACAUUUUGUGCACUUAUAUAUUGUUAACAAAACCAGCCUUUUCUACUGAGAAAAAAAAUGGUGGAUUUCUUAUUUGUCUUUUGUUUUUUAAGCAUUCGACCUGCAAUAACAUGCACAUUUCACAAUAAAAGGUUAACGACGA
Messenger RNA from Eleginops maclovinus (Patagonian blennie), 3795 nucleotides. It is a transcript of the gene flt3, whose product is annotated as fms related receptor tyrosine kinase 3. The transcript has 23 exons. Gene Ontology annotation, molecular function: growth factor binding; ATP binding; transmembrane receptor protein tyrosine kinase activity. Gene Ontology annotation, biological process: B cell differentiation; cell surface receptor protein tyrosine kinase signaling pathway; multicellular organism development. NCBI's taxonomy places the organism in Eukaryota, Metazoa, Chordata, Actinopteri, Perciformes, Eleginopidae. Bases 144 to 3263 code for a protein of 1039 amino acids. Gene Ontology annotation, cellular component: plasma membrane; signaling receptor complex. The record is from RefSeq and is a predicted model, not a curated record.